Molecule: messenger RNA, 895 nt
Organism: Papaver somniferum (opium poppy)
Lineage: Eukaryota; Viridiplantae; Streptophyta; Magnoliopsida; Ranunculales; Papaveraceae
Product: histone H2A.Z-specific chaperone CHZ1-like
Exons: 2
Coding region: 58-603 (181 amino acids)
Source: RefSeq, a predicted model, not a curated record
CCUAACUUUCUCGCUCUGCCUUUGUCUCGUAGGAAAGAAAGUUGAGAGGGAAAAAAAAUGGAGAAUGGAAUUCCAGAAAAUCCUGUUGUCCUCCCUUCGAAACGAAAAUGUACAGAAGAUCAAGAAAUCGAAGAUCUAAACAAGAAAAACAAACCAGAAAUCGUCAACGACGGCGGAGAAAAGAAUCAAAACAGCGAAGAAAAAACUUUAAAUGGUCUAGAAGAAAAUCAUGAAAAAGGAGAAGAAGAAGAAGUGAAUGGGAAAGGAAAAGGGGUUAUGAUUAGUAGAGAAGAUAAAGGGAAGGGGAAAUUAUUUGUUGAAGAUGAUGGCGAAGAAGAGGUUGUUGUUGAUAGGAAAGGGAAAGGGAAAAUGAUAGUUGAAGAUGAGGAUGAUGAGGAUGAUAGCGAUGACGACGAUGAUGAUGAGUUUGGUGGCGGGGAGUUGUCUGAUAUAGAUAGUGAUUUAUCUGAUGAUCCACUUGCUGAAGUUGAUCUUGAUAAUAUACUACCUUCACGAACUAGAAGACGUGUUGUUCCACCACCUGAGGAGUAUCGUGUUGAUGAUUUGGAUGAUGAAGAUGAUAGUGAUGAUAGCGAUGCUUGACAAGGCUUUACGGCAUCGAAGGAGAUUGUUGCUGCCCCAGUUGCAAAUGGACGAUAAUUUAUCUGAAUCCUUAUUUUUCUAGCUCAUAAUAGAAUAGGGUUAUAGUUUAUGGUAUAGUAGAUUAGCGUUAAUGAUAUAUAAACUGAUGAAAAAGUGGCCCUUCUUAAUUUUUGGUGUUAGCACUUACACUUGGAAGAGCCACGGAUUGCCUUAACCAAACAUCAAGGUUAAAAACCAUGUAUUUAACAGGUUUAACCAACUCUGUGCAAAGAAGAUGAGCUUUUCAUUAGCA